This is a messenger RNA of Armigeres subalbatus, 6065 nucleotides long. It is a transcript of the gene Ptp69D, whose product is annotated as tyrosine-protein phosphatase 69D. The coding region runs from base 353 to 4777 and encodes 1474 amino acids. The transcript has 12 exons. Gene Ontology annotation, molecular function: protein binding; protein tyrosine phosphatase activity. The record is from RefSeq and is a predicted model, not a curated record. Lineage: Eukaryota; Metazoa; Arthropoda; Insecta; Diptera; Culicidae. Gene Ontology annotation, biological process: peptidyl-tyrosine dephosphorylation involved in inactivation of protein kinase activity. Gene Ontology annotation, cellular component: signaling receptor complex.
AUCAGUGGCAGAAGAAAGAAGGCAAAAAAGAGUAUAGAAGUGCGAGAGCGAGUGUCCAUUAUUCUUUUCGACAAAUCUCCUUCAGUUUUUGUUUUCCAUUAUUUUGUCGCGAAAUAAUCAACUUGGAUACGGUCCGGCAUGAGUGGAACUGUGUAGAUUCGGUGCGGAAUACGGGCGAUAACGAUGUGAAUUUGCGAUACCGGCAUUUUUCCGAUUCGCUAUCGGUGCAAAACUCAGUCAAUAAGUCGGCGAGCGCAGCCCUACGCAAAAAGACGGUCGACGUACGGACUUACUACCGACGACGGACGGGCGACAACAGGGAUCCUACACAAUUGCAACAAGAGGGAGAGCAAUGUGGAAGAACCAAGCCCACUUGUGCUUUCUGGUUGUUUGUAUUUACACUUUGGGCCAUUGCAUUACCGAAAUCGACGCUACCGGCACUAAAGUUGAACCGUGGUACUUUUUAGCAGGCAAAAAUGGCACUUUGUCCUGCAGGUUUUUGGGGGCGGAGAAUCCAAUGUGGCAGAAGGAUGGAAAGAACUUCACCGAUAGCAGCGCCAAAAUCUCCAUCAUAAUUGUCGACACGGAGGCAGAUGUGGAGAAAAUAUCCGGUGUCUCUGAGUCCAAGCUCCAACAGGAAGAAACCACCGAAGCGCCAGAUGUGGCCACAUACACGGCCAUUUCCACCUUAACCGUGCAUAACUUUACGGGGUCCGACGCCGGAAACUACACAUGCCGCGGCGCAGACGGCAGCGUACUCGCCAAAUACUCGGCGCGGGAAGUGAUUCUACCAAAGAUAACUGCCUCCAGCCCGGAGCGAACCAAGAUUCAACAGCAGAAAAACGCCCAACUGUACUGCGUGAUUCAGAUGUAUCCACUGGAGUACUUUAACAACUCGAUUCAAUGGUUCAAGGAAGACGAUACCACCGAAAAUAACUUCCUCAAGAACGCAGCAGUGCGCGUACUGAAUAGAACUCACGUAAACGUGACACUAACUGUUAAGGAUGUCAGCAAAGCGCACAAUGGAACGUACUCGUGCAAUGUUGGUCCGUCUGCCAUGCUGGAUGAAAAUUCAGCCACCGAUAAGAAGUCGAUGGCAUUGCUCGUACUUGACAAGCCGCAAGUAUCAAUUGAUUACGUUAAAGCAGUAGGUGCCAAUAAAAUUUACCUGAACUGGACUGUGAACGAUGGAAACGAUCCCAUCAAAAUUUACAUGGCGCAGUUCAUGAAGAAAGGAGAUUCGACUUUUACGUAUUAUGAAAGCCGUAUAGAUGGGUCGAACACUUCUUAUGUGAUGCAAAAAUUUGCAGCCUCUACGGACUAUGAGAUUAAGUUGACUGCUCAAAACGGUCAGGGUAGUGGUCCGCCGUCUCCAUCUGUGAAAGUUCGUACCCUAGACAGUGAUCCAAGCUUCACACCCGCUGUUGAAGUUAAAGGAAACACUCACUCGACUAUCACCAUUGGCUGGGCGCCUCCUCCAGCCGACCUCCUGGAAUAUAUUCAGUACUACGACUUGACGGUGUCGGUUGCUGGUGAGAAUUCAUCCAAAUGGGAAACUUAUUAUCCACAGAAUAGUCGGAACCUUCCGUACAUGUUCGACAACUUAGACACCGCUACGGAAUAUAGUUUCCGCGUUCGGGCUUGCAGCGAGUUAGCCAAAGCUUGCGGAAACUGGUCCGAAGAAGUGAAUGGAACUACCAGCGAUGGUCUCGCAUCAGAACCGAUCAACAUGAACAUUUCUUGCUUACAUUAUAACAUCUCGCGACGGUCUACAGUUCGGAUCCAUUGGGAUGCACCCAGAAAACCUAAUGGAAAGGUAAUAUCAUAUCAAGUCAUUUUGGAUGGCUUGUCGCAGUACCGCAGUGAACACGGUAUGUUGAAAAACGAAACAUACGGACCGAAAAUCAAAAACGUGCAAGCUCAGUACACGAAAACAGACUACGACGGAAUACUGCCCAACACCAAUUAUACCGUAAGGGUGGCAGCCGUCACUCGUACGAAACGGCCGGGAGAUGUUGCAAGCGCGACGUGCACGAUGCCUGCGACCACUCCGGAAAACAUCGGUCGAAUGAUGUGGGGAAAGCUUCGCACCGAAGACAAUCAGUGGAUCUUCAAGCUAUUCCUGCCUCGUGUUUCCGAACGAAACGGGCCAAUUUGUUGCUACAAGGUCUACCUCACGCGGCUGGGCCAGCGGAACAAUUCGCUUCCCGUACCGGAAAGCAUACCGGUGACGAGUUAUGCCGACGUCCACUCCAUCAACAACACCCGCGGUGGAACCUAUCUGGCGGAAGUGUUCAACACGCUGAACUACAGCUCCGAGGUGUUCCUGGGCGAUGGCAAGAACAACGAAUACCAUAACACGGACCUGUGCCCGCAGUGCUUGCACAAACGCACACCACCGGUGGAGAAAACUAGUGCCAUUAACAAAGAUGACGAGGUUCAAAACGCCUCGGUAAGCACGACAACAAGCUCUCCUAAACGCACUGGCAACGAAGCCGUUCCCGUUGAGGAUCAGCUAAAAAUAUCUAGUCACGAUAAGCGAGAAACCAGCGGAUAUCACGACCAUCCGGCACCUCCCCAGCUGGAAACUGCCUUCGAUGGCGUCCUGGAUCCGUCCAGUAACUACACUGGUUUUGUAGAGGUCGUAGUGAAAACCGAGAGCGAUCACGGACCGCGAUAUAUUUCGGCCUUCAGCGAAUAUUUUCAGGAGAUGAAUGCUGGAGCACCAUUGGCAAGCGAAAACGACGGAAGAGAUCUCACCUUCAUCCUCAACAUAGUUAUACAGAUUUUAUGUGGACUGAUAUUGAUAGUUUUAAUAGUCUUAUUGACUCUCUGCCUCUUGCACAAACAUUUCAGCAAAAACAUAGCCCAGGAAGGGGAAGCCAUUAGCUUAGGAGACUCGCUUAGGCGCGCUCUUUGUCAUGGACGCAAUGGCAAUCCCCAUCAUCGACAUCUGCUUGGAACAAACAGUGCCAAGCCACCGGUGCUUCCUCCGAUUUCAAAGGAAGACCUCGUCAAAGCAUAUUUAGAUAAGCAUAAGGAUUCGGACUACGGAUUCCAGCAUGAGUUUGAACUGCUUCCGGAUAAGUUUGUGGACAGGACAACGAAGUACUCCGACCUUAAGGAAAAUAUCCAUAAAAACCGAUACCCAGACAUAAAAUCCUACGAUCAGACACGGGUGAAACUGUCCACGAUGAACGGAAUGUCCGGGUCAGAUUACAUCAACGCAAACUUCGUGAUCGGAUAUAAGGAACGCAAGAAGUUCAUCUGUGCCCAAGGGCCAAUGGACAGCACGAUCAUUGACUUUUGGCGGAUGAUUUGGGAACAGCAUCUGGAAAUUAUUGUCAUGUUGACGAACUUGGAGGAGUACAAUAAAACCAAAUGUGCCAAGUAUUGGCCAGAAAACAUCAACGAUUCCACUCAGUAUGGAGACAUUCUUAUCACGUUUGCUUCCGAUAGUUACUACGCUGAUUACAUAAUUAGGAAUUUGAAGGUCACCAAACGUAGCGUCAAUUCAUCCGGCGAAGAAGUCGAAGACACCCGAUUUAUCUCACAGUACCAUUAUCUCACCUGGAAAGAUUUCAUGGCCCCGGAACACCCUCAAGGCAUUACAAAGUUCAUCAAACGCAUCAACUCCGAAUACUCAUUGCAACGCGGCCCCAUCCUUGUACACUGUAGUGCCGGCGUUGGCAGAACUGGAACCUUUGUAGCACUAGAUUCACUCAGUCAACAGUUAAACGAGGAGGGCCAGGUGUCCAUCUUCAAUACAAUUUGUGAUAUGCGAUAUCAAAGAAAUUUCCUCGUACAGUCAUUGAAACAAUACAUCUUUUUGUAUCGAGCUCUCACCGAAUUAGCGUACUUUGGGGACACAGAAAUCGACCAAAAAUCCCUAGCCGCUAUCGUAGAAAGUCUGAAACAGCCGUCUGCUGAGAAUCCCGAGAUCUGCAAGCUGGAAGCACAAUUUCAGCGAAUAAAGUCGUUCCAAGAGGACAGCCGUAAAACGACCGCCAUCGGUGGCAGUGAGGACAAUAAGGUGAAAAAUCGCUCCGAGUUGUGCGCGCCGUACGACAAGAACCGGGUGAUCCUGGCGCCGAUUCCCGGCCAUGACAACUGCACCUACAUCAACGCGUCCUUCAUCGAUGGAUACGACGAUGAAAACAACUUCAUCAUCACGCAAGACCCGAUGGAGAACACCAUAUUCGACUUUUGGCGGAUGAUCUUCGAGCAGAGGAUAAAAACCAUCGUCAUGUUUUCCGAGAUUGGAGACGGCCCGAACAAGUGCCCCCGGUACUGGGCGGACGAGGAGAUGCAGUACGAAAAUCUGCUCGUCACGUAUAUCCAAAGCGAGAGUGGUCCGUACUACACGAAGCGGGAGUUCACGGUGACCAACUGUAAGUCGAAGGACACCAUUCAGGUGACGCAAUUUCAGUACAACGGUUGGCCCACGGUGGAAGGAGAGGUCCCGGAAGUGACGAGAGGCAUGAUCGAGAUAGUCAAUCAAGCACAGAAACACAGCACUCAACAGGAGGACAUUUUCACCAUUGCUGUUCACUGCAGUUUGGGAACGGACAAAAGCUCCCUUUUUGUUGCCAUGUGCAUACUUGUGAUGCAACUGAAAACCGAGAAACGAAUCGACGUCUGUUCGAUAGUUAGGAAGCUUCGAGCACAACGUAGUCUAAUGAUAGAAACAUAUGCACAAUACGAAUUCCUGCAUAGAGCUAUUGUAAAUUUCGCCGAUCUAUACAAAAUCUCGUUAGGAAUAGCUUCCGACUGUUGAUGAGCUGAACUGUGUAGUGAUAGCAGAAUGCUGAGGUAACGCAAAACCCGCGCUGAAUAAUACGUAUGUGUAUAUGUUUGACGAGUUCUGAGUCGAGUAUUUGAGUCAGAAGAAAACGUAAAAUCUAUCAUAAGCCAAUUUACCGCGCACCGCAGUGGAGCUGAGACACGAACCACUGACAGCACACAGUUUAUGUUGCUUACGCUAAACGGUUAACAUGUGCAUGCGAUACUUGCUGGCGAAAAGUCGUAGCGAGCUAUUGUGCCAGAAAUGCUUCAAUUAUGCUAUAAAAUUGUAUGGGAUUUUAGCCAUUUUUUAAACCAGUAUACAAAUGCAUGAUUUCUGUUAAAAUUGUAUUCAGUCAAGAGCAGUUGGAACAAGUGACGAAUCAAAGGACAAUGCGGGACAAUGAGAUUAGCAAUGACGCAUUUCUUUCAAAGUUUUGUUAGGUUAUGAUUGUUCAAAACGUUUCAGCAUGAAACAUGUUUCGCCAUUUUGAAGCGGAACGGAAUCAAUGUAUCUUCCUUUUUUAUGAAAAGCCAUCCUUAGUUACUAAUCUCAAAAAAGUAAUUUCCUAUUUAUAUAGAGGACACACUACAUUAUAAAUAGCCAUCAUACAACUAAUAAAACUCAAAAACACUAGGAAGGAAAAGCAGGUACCUUUUAUACUACCCCUGAGCAGAGACAUGAUGGAGGGAGGAAAUAGUUAGGAAUCCAUGAGAAAGCAUGCUGAUAGAAGGAAGUAGACAAGUCGCGUAUAGGAAAGCAAAAGACAGAAUAAAGAAGUAGAAAGUUGCAAAUUAAAAUAACAAAAGAGUGUGAUCAAAACAUACAACUUGUAGGAAGGAUAAUAAUAACACAAAACAACGGAUAAAAGCGCAAGGCAAACGACGUGAGUUAGUUAUUUUUCAUGUUGAAAAACAGAGCAUACAACAAAUUCAAUCACGGGAAGGUAAACAAUGACACUAAAGUAAAGCAGAAAGAUGCAAAAUAUACCUCUAUCGGUGUGUAAAAGUCAAUAACUAUUAAGGUAUCUGUACCAGUAUGAUAUUUCUAUGAAUAAAAAUAAAGAAACAAACGAGAUUAAAAAACAGAAAUAGGAAGAAACACGGCUGGAAACCAUGGUCAUGUACGCAAGCAAGUCGGACGAAAUGUGGGUGAUUCAUUGUGCAGUUUGUCGAUGCUGAAUCCUCAAUUUACUACAUUAUAAUGUUUGUAUUUAUCAAAAAAAAACUAUCAACAAUCACAGAAACAGCAAGAAUAAGUGAAGACGAAACUUGUGUACGAA